AUGGUCUGCGGUUGUGAGGCUGGUCGGACGUUCUGCCACAUCAAAAACGAUGUUGGAGGUGGCUUACGCUACACCUCCCCUGACUUGAGCUACACCUCCCCUGACUUGAGCUACAACUCCCCUGACUUGAGCUACACCUCCCCUGACUUGAGCUACACCUCCCCUGACUUGAGCUACAACUCCCCUGACUUGAUCUACACCUCCCCUGACUUGAGCUACUCCUCCCCUGACUUGAGCUACACCUCCCCUGACUUGAGCUACACCUCCCCUGACUUGAGCUACACCUCCCCUGACUUGAGCUACACCUCCCCUGACUUGAGCUACACCUCCCCUGACUUGAGCUCCGCCUCCCCUGAUUUGAGCUACGCCUCCCCUGACUUGAGCUACGCCUCCCCUGACUUGAGCUACUCCUCCCCUGACUUGAGCUACUCCUCCCCUGACUUGAGCUACGCCUCCCCUGACUUGAGCUACGCCUCCCCUGACUUGAGCUACGCCUCCCCUGACUUGAGCUACGCCUCCCCUGACUUGAGCUACGCCUCCCCUCACUUGAGCUACGCCUCCCCUGACUUGAGCUACACCUCCCCGAAACACUCACUCACAACCAAACAAUGA
Molecule: messenger RNA, 612 nt
Organism: Oncorhynchus masou masou (cherry salmon)
Lineage: Eukaryota; Metazoa; Chordata; Actinopteri; Salmoniformes; Salmonidae
Product: cuticle protein 16.5-like
Exons: 2
Coding region: 1-612 (203 amino acids)
Source: RefSeq, a predicted model, not a curated record